AUGCCUGUAGCCGAUAGCAAACCCAUCCAUAAAGUAGUUGUGCACCCGUUAGUGCUUCUAAGUGUCGUGGAUCAUUUCAACAGGAUGGGAAAAGUUGGAAAUAUUAAACGGGUUUGUGGAGUACUACUUGGAUCCAACCGGCAAGGUGUCCUCGAUGUGUCUAAUAGUUUUGCCGUUCCAUUUGAUGAAGAUGAUAAGGACAAAUCUGUGUGGUUUCUGGACCAUGACUACCUGGAGAAUAUGUACGGAAUGUUCAAAAAAGUCAAUGCACGUGAAAAAGUUGUUGGAUGGUAUCACACUGGCCCAAAGUUGCAUCAAAAUGAUGUAGCUAUCAAUGAACUUAUGCGGAAAUACUGUCCAAACUCAGUAUUGGUUGUUAUUGAUGCCAAACCUAAAGAUCUUGGUUUACCAACUGAAGCAUAUAUUGCUGUUGAAGAAGUACAUGAUGAUGGAACCCCAACAACCAAAACCUUUGAACAUGUGAGCAGUGAAAUUGGAGCAGAAGAAGCUGAAGAAGUUGGUGUGGAACAUUUAUUAAGAGAUAUCAAAGACACAACUGUAGGUACCUUGUCUCAGAGAAUUACCAACCAACUGAUGGGUCUAAAAGGUUUACACAGUCAUAUAGAUGAUGUGAACAGGUACCUGGAGAAGGUAGCAUCAGGUCAAUUGCCUGUCAACCAUCAGAUAAUCUACCAUCUUCAGGAUGUGUUCAACCUGCUGCCUGAUGUCAACCUGCAAGACUUUGUCAAGGCUGUCUAUGUAAAGACCAAUGAUCAGCAUCUUGUUGUUUACCUGGCUGCCCUCAUUCGCUGCAUCAUUGCUCUGCAUAACUUGAUCAACAACAAAAUACAGAACAGAGAUGCUGAGAAAAGCGAGGGCAAAGACAAGAAAGAGAAAGGUGAUGAUAAAGAUAAGAAAGACAAAAAAGAUGAUAAGGACAGUGAUAAGAAAGACUCUGAUAAAAAAGAUGCCAGCACUUCUAAAUCCAAGUAA
Acanthosepion pharaonis is the source of this 993-nucleotide messenger RNA. Lineage: Eukaryota; Metazoa; Mollusca; Cephalopoda; Sepiida; Sepiidae. The record is from the annotation of a GenBank genome assembly.